CCCGAUAUCCCGGUUCGUUUGUGGGAAUCUUUCUCCCCAUGUCGAGAAUGCGCGCGUGUAUUUUCGAGAGACUGGGUGCCGCGUCGGAGAUAUAUUUGCACUAUUUAUUCCCCAGUCGUCAUGUAUGUUCUUAUUCGUGUAAUUGUACCGCCCUUGGUCUCGAAGCAGAUACUCCGGAUGUGGCCAUCGUCACUGUGCUCGCAGUGUCAACGAGCAGAACACCGGCCGGUCAUGUUUGGUCCAGACCAUUCUCCUUUCUUCCAGUGGAGGACUGCAGGGUCUCGAGGAUGCAUGGCCUCGAGGAUGCGUGGUGUUCUCGCGAGUGUCUUCGAGGUUGCUUGGUGCUUGGUGCUGAGUCUUUCAUCUUUGCGAUACUGGAAGCCCUAGCAGAUGCUUUCUUGGUUGGCUUGACAUUGGGUAUCUCAAUAUCUGACGAGUUAAACUCGUCGUCAACGGAUUGCUUCGCCAGUUGGUUCUCUCCCAGGACCCUCUCGUAGAGGAUAAGAUUGCAAAGGGUAAUGAUAAUAUAAUAGUUUAUGGAAUGACGUUUGGUAGAACCUUGAAGAUGG
Molecule: messenger RNA, 569 nt
Organism: Ilyonectria robusta
Lineage: Eukaryota; Fungi; Ascomycota; Sordariomycetes; Hypocreales; Nectriaceae
Exons: 1
Coding region: 39-497 (152 amino acids)
Source: RefSeq, a predicted model, not a curated record